AUGAAUGAAAUGUUCGCUGGACUCAGCAUUGAGCGAGCGAAAGCAGCGAGGCGCAGUGCCAGCGUCGCCUAUGAAGAUGUCGACUUCGACAUAGAUGAUGAUGAAAAUGGCCAAGAAGCGGCGCCGGACGAGCAGACAACUGCAGGGAAGAGGCGACGACUUACUGAUGCCGAGAUACUGGAAAAUGAGAUCUUUAUGCCCGAGAAGCAAGAGGAUCUGGCGUACGUGUCCGGACUUAUUGGCGGUAAGCCCAAGAAGCUGACUGGCUACACAGUGAACUUUUAUCUCAAAGACAUAGAGCCCAUGGUAUGUAACGACAAGGCCUACGAGCACUUGGUGUACGACCCCCAGCAGAAAGACUUGGUGCUGUCUUUCGUUGAGAGCCACGGCCGCGCAUCCACACUAGAUGGGCGGGAAAGAGUCAAUGGCUCAGAUGAUGACAACGGCGGUCUGUAA
This is a messenger RNA of Metarhizium robertsii ARSEF 23, 456 nucleotides long. RefSeq lists its product as uncharacterized. The transcript is spliced from 4 exons. The coding region runs from base 1 to 456 and encodes 151 amino acids. The record is from RefSeq and is a predicted model, not a curated record. NCBI's taxonomy places the organism in Eukaryota, Fungi, Ascomycota, Sordariomycetes, Hypocreales, Clavicipitaceae.